Chiloscyllium plagiosum (whitespotted bambooshark) is the source of this 1703-nucleotide messenger RNA. The record is from RefSeq and is a predicted model, not a curated record. NCBI's taxonomy places the organism in Eukaryota, Metazoa, Chordata, Chondrichthyes, Orectolobiformes, Hemiscylliidae.
CUGUUUGCCCCCACCCCCCAGACACUUUGCAGGGCCUGCCGAUCAGUUCCGAGAUCACCUUGGAGCUCCAGGACACUUUCUCAUUUCUUGAUACGCAGGACACCUUGGAGAUAGGGGACAUGGAGACAGAUUACCCGGGGGAGCUGGGAAUGCCACUCAGGACACCUGAAGAAAUGGAACCCUACGACUACUACGCCCAGAGCCACCACGAAAGGAGGGGGAUGCUAGACAUGAGCAUCGAGUCCGAGCUGAUGGACCUCGACCUGGAUAUCAGAGAGCUCAGAGCUUACGAUGCUCGGGUUCACUGUCAGGAGUUCUCUGUUGAGCCUCCUGUGGAAGAGGUGUGGAGCGUCAAUGACGUCGAUGAACAUGCCUCAGGGGACAGUGGCACCCCCCACAAGUGCCCCGCGGAGACGACGCGUUCAGGGAGGCAGUGUCAAGGGCCUGGGCUUUAUGCCACGGAUCUCAGAGCCCCGGGCCGCAUCUCAGAGACGGAGGAGGCCAGGGACGUUGACUGUUCGACCGCGGCGUGCGCCGGCGGAGGGGAGCAUCCCUGCGAGAGCAGCUCCGGCUCUGGGAAGGCCGGCUGCUCAACUCUGGCGUGCUGCGCCGAGCAGACCGAACCCGGCGCGGGGAGCACAGAGUCCGGGAAGGCCGGCUGCUCAACUCUAGCGUGCUGCGCCGAGCAGACCGAUCCCGGCGCGGGGGGCGCCGGCUGCUCGGCUGAGGGGACCCUCACCGGACAGGAUGAAACUGACGGGGAGGCGAGCCGGCCCCCAGCGUUGACCCCCAGCCCCGCCAGCCUGGCACCGUCCCCGGGCAGGAUAUACCAUGCCCGCUCGCUGCCCGUGGUUCCCCCGAAGCCGCAUUACGCCAAGCUGCCCCUGGUGCUGAAGGGCAAGAGGCGGACCGAUAACCCCGCCCACCCCGAGGUCACGCCCCGCCCACCAUCGGCCGACCACGCCCACUGUGGACCAGAGCCGCGCCCUGCAAUCACAGUCCCCGCCCACCCUGAGGGCAGGCACCGCCCACCACUGGCUGACCACGCCCACUCCGAUCCCGAGCCGCGCCCUGCAAUGACAGUCUCCGCCCACCCUGAGAUCAGGCCCCGCCCACCAUCGACUGACCACGCCCACUAUUGUUCAGAGCCGCACCCUGAGGGCAGGCACCGCCCACCAUUGGCUGACCACGCCCACUCCGAAUCCAAGCCACGCCCUGCAACGACAGUCCCCGCCCACCCUGAGGUCAGCCCCCACCCACCACAGGCUGACCACGCCCACUCUGCUCCAGAACCACGCCCUGCGCCCGCAGGCCCCGCCCCUUCAGAUGACACGCCCCGCCCGCGCUGCGCGGGCACGGACACGCCCGAGGACAGGCCACGCCCCCGCGCGCCGGGCCACUCCCCCGCAGCAGAAGGGCCACGCCCCCACACCCCAGAGGCCCCCCUCUCCGAGCCGCGGGCCGCCCGGGCCCACGCCUGGCGGACGGCCGCCAGCCUCUCCUUCGACGAGGCGGUGGCGCUGGCCAGGCGGCAGCGCGGCGCCGGGCGGCGGCCGGGGGGCCUGCAGCGCGGCGACUCGGCGCCGGACGCGCCGCGGGGGGCCCACGAGCGCCUCACCGUGCCGCCCCUGGCCAGCGAGAGGGCCGGCGGCGGGGCGGCUCGCUGCCGCUCCCUGGUGCUGGAGGCCGAGGAGGCGCCGUGA